AUGGUCGUGCUCUUAGAUCUGGACGACGACCCUCGCCUGCUCGACGCCGCAGAUCGCUCUGCCUAUGAUCACUUCAAAACCCAGCUGCGGGGCCCAUUGCUGCGGGCCGGCAAUACCCAAGAUGCUCUCGCGCACACUGACGAGACCGCUGCCGUCGACGCCGACACCGCGAACGACCAGCGGCCCAAUCCAAACCUCAAUGGAUUCUCAGCCAUCCUGAGCUGUUAUCCAAUCGUGGCGAGUCUGGCGAGCCAUCUCGACCUGAAUUCCCUACAUGAUCUCUCGCGUACAUGCCGUCAGUUCCGCGCCAAUCUGCUCCAACACCGCAAGCAGCUCAUCAGCCAGGCACUGCGCUGCUCGCGGGAGAACGAGGCCGGCGGCGUCAAGCUCGCCAACAGGCUCAGAGAAAGUUUUUUCGCUUGGCACGGCAAUUACGAUUAUGCACCGGCGAAUCGCAUCACAAGCGGUAAAGUUGGACAAUGUGCUAGAGACAAAGUGGGGGAGUGCCGCAGGUGCGGCACCAUAGUAUGCAGGAACUGCAUAGCGAAACCACCGCCUCUUCCCCUGCUGCGAGACCGACAUCGUCGUUUAUGCAAGACGUGUACGCGAGCACCUCUCGCCUCACUUACAAAACGCCAACUCCUUCCGCGCGAGGAUCUCUACGACGACCGUUUCACGCCCUCGUCUUCGCCUUCAUCUUCGCCUGCUAGGUCGUUACGCAUCCCGACGCCGCCUGUCGAGCCGAUCGAGCAGAAGAGAGCCUUCACCGCCCCUGCCUUUGAGUACACUCCGUGCAGCUGCCCCGAAGAGGUCUGGCUGUGUCAACCGUGCGGCCAUUCUCUGCGGAGAGCGGACACAGACUACAAGAGAGGCUGGACGUGGCGGGCCAGAUACUCGACGUACCUCGGCGUCGUUGGAACGGGCAUAGGAGACGGCAACGAAGGCGUGCCCUGUGGCCGCGGCGGCGCCUGCCUGGCUGCCCAAGUCGUCGAACAGGAAGUCGACUGCGAUCCGGGAACGCUCCAGCAUCUCGAGGAAGAGGCGGAGCAGACGGGCCGAAGCUGGGAGGGGGGCGGGUUCGAGGUGCAGGAGAUGGAAGGCGUCGGUGGCGUCGUGAAGCGAAAGAUCAAGAAGCUCGUCCUGCUCGGCAAGAGGGUGCAGGAGCACGAGGACGAGCGGAGCGGCAACGCCAGAUAUCUUAGCCGCGAGGAGAACGGAGAGGUGCGGAGUUGGUGCGCGUGGUGCGAAAGGGUUAUUUUAUCCGACAACGACAAGGCAUGCAUUUGA
Messenger RNA from Verruconis gallopava, 1287 nucleotides. RefSeq lists its product as uncharacterized. The transcript has 3 exons. Bases 1 to 1287 code for a protein of 428 amino acids. NCBI's taxonomy places the organism in Eukaryota, Fungi, Ascomycota, Dothideomycetes, Venturiales, Sympoventuriaceae. The record is from RefSeq and is a predicted model, not a curated record.